GGCGGAGAGGUGUGAGGACGUCCGUCGUCUGCGCGCGCUGCGGCGCGGUUCCUUUUCCCUCCUCCUUCCAGGAUGGUGGGGUCUGCGGUCGGCGAGGAGGAGGAGGAGGAGGGCUGGAGCGUCUCCUUCGCCGGCUGCGGCUUCCUCGGCGUCUACCACAUCGGGGCCGCCACCUGCCUCCAGGAGAGGGCCCCGCACCUCUUCAGAGACGCCCGCAGGAUCUAUGGGGCUUCGGCUGGGGCCCUCACUGGCGCCGUCAUCACCGGAGGAGGAUCCCUGGCGGAAGCUUGUGGAGAUGUUCUGAGUUUAGCCAAAGAAGCAAGAAAGCGAAAUCUUGGCCCUCUUCAUCCAUCCUUCAAUGUGAUGAAAAUAAUAAGAGACGGACUCUGCAAAAAUCUUCCAGAGAACACUCAUCAGCUGAUAUCAGGAAAACUUCGCAUUUCACUUACCAGAGUUUCUGAUGGCAAAAAUGUGCUGGUAUCCAACUUUAAUUCUAAAGAAGAAGUUGUACAGGCUUUGCUUUGUAGUUCAUUUGUGCCAAUAUAUUGUGGCCUCAUUCCACCUUCUUUUAGAGGGGUGCGCUAUGUGGAUGGCGGAAUAAGUGACAACUUACCUCAGCAUAACUCAAAGAAUACCAUCACAAUUUCACCUUUUUCUGGGGAGUGUGACAUUUGUCCCAAGGGCAAUUCUGCAAGCUUCCAUGAAAUGAAUUUGACCAACACCAGCAUUCAGUUUAGUUUAGGGAAUAUCUAUCGUUUAACUCAAGCACUUUUCCCACCAGAGCCUAAGGUAAUGUAUAUUCACUAUUUUCUGCCAACUGAAUUUUUUCUUCUGAAUGUUAACACAUAUAUUUCUGUUGAAUGGGAGAGAGAUUUCCCAAAAUGAUAGCUAAAUACAUUUGUACACAACUGUCUCAGGAAGAGCAUGCAUAAAUCUAGUCCUGCAGUAGUAAAUUCAAUGGGAGCAACUCCUGUUAACAAGGAAUAAUGUAACUAGACUCCCAGAGCUUUUCACCGCCAGCUCCUAGCUAGCAUGGUCUAUGAUCAAGGAGGAUGAAAGUUGUAAGCCUAGGAAUUUUGAAGAAGCCAAAUAUACAGAGUGGUACCCCUCUCUAGUUUAGGGACUAGAUGAUUAUAGUAGUUUUGAUUCAGUUAAUGUUCCAGGAAAGUAAAUCUAUAAAUACCUUCCAGUACAAUUGCUUAAAAUGAUUUUGGUUUACCAAGAUGAAAUAUUCAUUGAGCCAAAUUUAUAACACUUGGAGUUUCUUCACUCUCCUUUUCUGUUUUUACCUCAUUGCAAAAUUAUUUCAUUGUAUUGCUCAAGUGCCAAAUUAUUUAUUUUUUCUAAUCUGGUGAAUUAUUUUAAUGAUACCUACUGUUUUGUGUAAGUAGAUGGAUCAGAUGCUUUGUAAUUGUCUUGUGUUAACCUGCCGGCUGUGUUAAGUGGCAUGCCAACAAAUGGCAUCUGUAAUCUGUAUAUGCAAUAUAAAUUUAUUUUAUUUGAGUGUUUUCACUUAAAUUUAAAGUUUAUCCUGCUUUAGAUGUUGGGAGCAGAUUAAAAUAUUUGUUAAACAGCCCAGUAGCAGUAAGGUGCUUCAUUUGCACGUACACACACACACACAGAGUGGUAAUCUGAUUAAAACACAACCCUAUACAAGCAUAAUCCUUGACCUCAAAAACAACCUAAGAACCAUUAAACACAUUUUUAUGCCCACGUGAAUAUUAGCAAUGGCAUCCUUAUGACAUAUCAUUCAUGCCAGCAGUGCCUACACAUACUUGCACUAUGGAAUGGCACCAUCACAUUGAAUACCUUUAUGUUCUUGGUUGCUGCAGCGAUGGAGAGACUUUAAAUGUAAUGACACUGAUCCAUAUUGUUGUUGUUGUUGUGUGGCUUCAAGUUGUUUCUGACUUAUGAUGACCUAAGUUGAAUCUAUCAUGGGGUUUUCUAUGCAAAAUUUGUUCAUAGUGGGAUUGGGUUUUGCCUUUCUUUGAGGCUGAGAGAGUGUGACUUGCUUAAAGUCAUCCUGUGGGUUUCCCUAUGGAAUUUGACUCUCUUUGAGGUCAGAUUGGAUGUGCUAAAUGAAGAUGCAUAUGAAAUAAGAUUCUGACAUCUAGAAAUUGAAUAUUUAUUUACAUCUUUUUUAAAAAAAAUCUCAAUUGUUUGGUUUUUAAAAGUUCUGUUUCCUUUCUGUUUGUAUAGGACUCUGAAACUAGCAAUACUAGGUGGCCUGGUGGUUCUGCUCUAUCACUGGUUACCCUCAGGGAGAACCAAGUUUUGGACUAACCUUGGAAAAAACUACCUCCUUAGGAGAACUACAUAUUUAAUGAACUGGUGUAUGGGGGAAAUGGCCAAGAGCAGGGAGGGUCAGCCAUGCAUGUGUUGUCAGAAGUGGGGUUAGCUAAUAUGAAAUCACAUGUUAGAUGAAUACCGCUUAAUUUCAGAAGAAUGGUAGUAGUCUAGGAUUAUUUUGAUACUUAGCAUUUUUGUGU
Sceloporus undulatus (fence lizard) is the source of this 2489-nucleotide messenger RNA. Its product is annotated as patatin-like phospholipase domain-containing protein 2. The record is from RefSeq and is a predicted model, not a curated record. The coding region runs from base 73 to 885 and encodes 270 amino acids. Gene Ontology annotation, molecular function: triacylglycerol lipase activity. Gene Ontology annotation, cellular component: lipid droplet; membrane; cytoplasm. NCBI's taxonomy places the organism in Eukaryota, Metazoa, Chordata, Lepidosauria, Squamata, Phrynosomatidae. Gene Ontology annotation, biological process: triglyceride catabolic process; lipid homeostasis. The transcript has 4 exons.